GUCUUUUCCUCUGCUUUCUUUCUUCCUCUUUUCGACAGUUUUCGUGUUGUUCUGAAAGCAGUAUUUUGCUUGAUUCAUGUAGUACCGUGUUUAUGGAUUUGGAUAAACGCAUCUCGAUCUAAAUAUAUUUAUGAUUCGAGCACAAUUUAUGUUUUAGACUAAGUUUUUUUGGAUCAUGUUCAUAUUUUCUUUCUUUCUAAUGAGAUAAUGUUCUUGAGAAUAGUUCUUGAGAAUCAUGUUCCGGAGGAAGCAUAAUUCUCAUGGUAAACAGGACCAUGACGCCGAGAACCAAGAGGAAAAAAUUGAAGAGCUGAGAGCUGAAAUAGGCCCCCUGGAAGGCCGCAGUUUGAAAUACUGCACCGAUGAAUGCCUGAGAAGAUACCUGGUGGCUCGGAAAUGGGACGUCGGUAAAUCCAAGAAGAUGUUGGAAGAAACUGUCGAGUGGAGAUCCAGCUACAAGCCGGAGGAAAUCCGAUGGCGUGAAGUCGCAGAGGAAGGCGAAACGGGCAAAGUCUACCGCGCCGACUUCCGCGAUCGCGAGGGGAGGACCGUCAUCGUCAUGCGACCAGCCAAGCAGAACACGAACUCGCAGGAGAAUCAACUGAGGCACCUGGUGUACCUCCUGGAGAACGCCAUCAUCAACUUGCCGGAGAAGCAGGAGCAGAUGAUAUGGCUGAUCGACUUCACGGGGUGGUCGCUGAGCAACGCGGUGCCGAUCAAGCAGGCGAGGGAGACCGCAAACAUUCUCCAGAACCAUUACCCUGAGCGCCUCGGCUUUGCCUUCUUGUACAAUCCCCCGAGAAUCUUUGAAGCCUUUUGGAAGGUGGUGAAGUACUUCCUGGAUCCGAAGACCUUCCAGAAGGUGAAGUUCGUGUACCCCAAGAGCCAGGAGAGCAUGGAAGUGAUGAGCGAGUUCUUCGAUCUAGACGCCCUGACGGUGGAGUUCGGGGGGAGGAACAAAGCGGAGUACGAGCACGAGGCGUUCUCCAAGAUGAUGGAAGAAGACGACGUGAAGACGGCCAGGUUUUGGGAUUUGCAGCAGCAGGCUUCGACUGCAGUUUGACUUCUUAAUUAAUUUAAUGGUAAAGGAGGCUCAAUGAACACUGCUCGUUAAUUCAUGUGGUUUCUCUUGUUUUGUUUG
Molecule: messenger RNA, 1141 nt
Organism: Zingiber officinale
Lineage: Eukaryota; Viridiplantae; Streptophyta; Magnoliopsida; Zingiberales; Zingiberaceae
Product: phosphatidylinositol transfer protein 3-like
Exons: 5
Coding region: 236-1063 (275 amino acids)
Molecular function (GO): phosphatidylinositol transfer activity
Source: RefSeq, a predicted model, not a curated record